Molecule: messenger RNA, 1589 nt
Organism: Pseudomassariella vexata
Lineage: Eukaryota; Fungi; Ascomycota; Sordariomycetes; Amphisphaeriales; Pseudomassariaceae
Product: Alpha/Beta hydrolase protein
Exons: 3
Coding region: 408-1361 (317 amino acids)
Cellular component (GO): membrane
Molecular function (GO): lipase activity
Source: RefSeq, a predicted model, not a curated record
GGCUGAGUUCACAAGGACGGUGUACAUGCUUAGUUUUUGAAGCAUGUGAAGCACGCCGGUGGAUGCCGACUUUUUGCAGGAUCCCUCCCGGCUACCAGGAUUACAAGCUUGCCUGCCCUUUCGUUGUGUGCAUCGACCUACCUUCAGCUUUCGAACCAUUAUCUUGUCCAUGUCGUAUUUUCUAGAUAUUAUGUUGAUAAGUCCGCUAGUAACAACAUCGAUUUUUGAGUCUUUACAAGAUACCUACUUUGCACAUACACAUUAUUGUUGUGGCUUGAGAGUUUGAUUACUCUGCCUAAUCCACUGGCUCAACUCAGCUAAGCUCAAUACUACUUAAAUACUGAGCUGAAGGACUGCUACCAUCGGCUCUUAAAACCAACACAACUGAGUUCCUACCUCUCUGCACAAUGGUCACCGAGACCGAAGGCAGCUUCACCAUUGGUGAUGUGAGCCUACACACCAAAACUUGGAUGCCCGAUGGACCGCCCAAAGCCAAAGUCAUCAUGGUCCACGGCUUCAACGACCACGUGGACCGCUACUACGACUUUUUCCCCACGUUAGCGCGCGCCGGCAUAGCCGUGUACGGGUUCGACCAGCGCGGCUGGGGCCGCAGCGUCAAACACCCGUCGCAGCGCGGCCUGACGGGCCCGACUUCUCUCGUCAUUGCCGACAUCGCCGCCUUCAUCCGGUUGCAGCUGCCCUCGCCCGUUCCCAUCUUCGUGCUUGGCCACUCGAUGGGAGGCGGCGAGGUACUAACCCUGGCUAGCUCGCCCGAGUACGAGGAUUUGAUUACUCAAGUCCGUGGCUGGAUCUUAGAAGCGCCCUUCAUCGCGUUCGCGCCCGAGGAGACGCCCGGGUGGUUCAAAGUGCUCAGCGGCAAGCUGGCGAGUCGGUUACUGCCGCAUUUCCACCUAGAGCACGUCAUACCGCCCGAGCACGUCGUCCGGGACGCCGAUGUGCAACAGAGUAUCCGCGACGAUAAUUUGUUACACAACAUGGGGACUCUGGAAGGGCUGGCUAGUCUGCUGGAACGGACGGACAACCUGUUCAAGCGCAAGGUGAAGCUGAGUCCCAAGGUCAAAUCGCUUGUUAUCAUGCAUGGGGACCACGACAAGGCGUGUAGCUACGAGAGGGCCAAGGAGUGGUUCGAGGCGCAGAGCAUUGAGGACGGGCAGUUUAAAACGUAUGAGGGGUUCUAUCACCAGCUUCAUGCUGACCCGGGGAAGGAGGGGUUUUAUCAGGAUGUCGUGAAUUGGAUUCUGAAGCGGGUUGGGCCUGAGGCUGAUAGCAGCCGUGUUCCUACUAUUACGACUACGGCACCGACUCCGCUGUCGGAAAAUGCGCCUAAUUCUAAGUUGUGAGAGGCAAACCGGCAGGUGGCAUUGAGGAAGCAGCGUGGAGUGAAGGGCGCUGCGGUUGACCGCAAGAGCUAGGCAUUGCUUAUGGCGCUCGACUCAGAAAAGAGUAAUUAUCGGCGCAUAUGCGUCGCUACGUAAUUGGGAUUGAUUGAUAGUUCAGACCUCUACCAUAAGCUGCUCAGUGCGAUUACCCUAUUGCCGGUUCGAGAUAUCAAUUUGAGAGUGCUGGUG